Molecule: messenger RNA, 1104 nt
Organism: Dictyostelium discoideum AX4
Lineage: Eukaryota; Evosea; Eumycetozoa; Dictyosteliales; Dictyosteliaceae
Exons: 1
Coding region: 1-1104 (367 amino acids)
Source: RefSeq, a predicted model, not a curated record
AUGAAUGUUGAGUUUUAUAGGGUAAGGGGAUUUCUUUCAUUAGAGGACAGUUAUAUAAAUGCAAGAAUUUUAGAAAAAGUAGAUCAAAAAUGGUUAUAUUAUUCUGAAUUGGAAGAUUCUGAUUAUAAAAACAACCAAAAUAAUAAUAAUAAUAAUAAUAAUAAUAAUAAUAGUAAUAACAAUAAUAAUAAUAAUAAUAUUAAUAGCAAUAACAGCAAUAGUAAUAGUAAUAGUAGUAAUAAUAAUAAUAAUAAUAAUAAUAAUAAUAAUAAUAAUAAUAAUAAUAAUAAUAGUAAUAAUAUCAACAAAAACAACAAUAACAAUAAUAGCAAUAAUUAUAAAGGUAAGAAUUUUAUCCAAAGUCCAAAUGAAGUGGGUGGUAUUGGCCAAGGAAAUUUCAGGUCUGGUUAUAAUGAUGAUGGUAUUUCUAUUAGUGGCACUGGUUUUGGAUAUUUUUUACAAACUGAAAAUGUUACUGGAAACACUCAAGAAUUAGAUAUUUACUAUUCUAACAACAACAACAACAACAACAACAACAACAACAACAACAACAACAACAACAACAACAACAACAACAACAACAACAACAACAACAACAACAACAACAACAUUCAAAAAAUUAACACAAAUAAUAACACAAAUAAUAAUGGUAAUAAUAUUAAUGGGAAAAUAGUAAAUAAGAAUUUAUUAAAUUUUGAAGAAAAUAGAGGAUAUAAUAUAGUACAUACUGGAAUUUCUCAAUUAUUACCAAUGGAAUCAUCAACAUCCCCAAUUUACACAAAUGAGAUUGGUAAAAUUCAGUUAGGUUCAAUAUCAUGCCCUACAACUCCAAUUUAUUCAACAAAAGUAAAUUCAAACUUUAAUACUAUUUCAUCAAGCGAUAGUAUUAUUGAUAAAAUAAAAAAUGAUAAUAUAAGUGAUAGGAAAAAUAAAAAGAAUAAUUAUAUAAUCAUUAAUAAUAAAAAUGAUAAUGAAAAUAGUAAAAAUAAUAAUAAUAAUAAUAAUAAUAAUAAUAAUAAUAAUAAUAAUAAUAAUAAUAAUAAUAAUAAUACAAAUAAUAAUUUCAAUAAUAUAUUUAUUGAUCAAAAGAAAGUUAAAAAAUAA